UUCCUUUUGUAUAGAAGAUUUGGUGUGUUUUAUUGGUUUUACCUGAAUACACAAGACCGGAACCCUAGCAAGCAUCAAUGGCGUCUUCGUCGUCGCUGACGAAGCGAUGCCACUACGAAGUGCUCGAUCUCUCGCAAGAUAGUUCUCCCGAGGAGAUCCGCUCCUCCUACCGCCGCCUCGCCCUUCAGCGCCACCCAGACAAGCUCAUAAAAUCGGGUCUCUCCCAGGAAGAAGCCACUGCGCAGUUCCAGGAACUCCAACACGCAUACGAAGUUCUUUCCGAUCCCAAGGAACGCGCUUGGUACGAUUCCCACCGUUCUCAAAUCCUCUUCUCCGACCCCAAUUCCCUCUCCAAAUCGGUCGUCCCGGACCUCUUCUCCUUCUUCUCCAACACCGUCUAUUCCGGCUACUCUGACACCGGAAAGGGCUUCUAUAAAGUUUAUUCUGAUGUUUUCGAUAAAAUCCACGCUAACGAGAUCAAUUUCGCGCGGAAAAUGGGGCUUGGAGUUGAUGCGGUUCGACAGGCUCCUGUAAUGGGGAACUUGGAUAGCCCCUACGCUCAGGUCACUGCGUUUUAUGGAUACUGGUUAGGGUUUUGUACUGUGAUGGACUUUUGUUGGGCGGAUGAGUAUGACGCUAUGGCAGGGCCGAACCGGAAGUCGCGGCGGCUUAUGGAAGAGGAGAAUAAUAAGGCGAGGAGGAAGGCGAAAAAGGAGUAUAAUGAUACUGUGAGGAGGUUGGGGGAUUUUGUGAAGAAGAGGGAUAAGAGGGUGAUUGAUAUGAGGGUGAAGAAGAGUGUGGAGAUGGAGAGGAAGAAGGAAGAGGAGAGAGAGAAAAAAAAGAGGUUGGAGAAGGAGAAGAAGGAGAGGGCCAUGGCGUAUGAGGAGCCUGAUUGGGCUAAGGUUGAGGAGGAGGAGGUGGUGGAGGAAUGGGUUGAGGAGGGUGAGGAGGAGAAGAAGAAUGAUAAGGAGUUUUAUUGUGUGCUGUGUGGGAAGAAGUUUAAGAGUGAAAAGCAGUGGAAAAACCAUGAGCAGUCCAAGAAGCAUAAGGAGAGGGUUGCGGAGUUCAGGGAUUCCAUUGGUGAUGAGGAGGAUUUGGAAGAAGGAAAGGAGGGACUGGGAAGUGAGGAAGAUGGGGUUGGAGUGGAUGGUGAUGGUGGUCAUGGUGUUGGUGAUUUGGAGGCGAGGAUUCGGGAUGGUCUUAAUGUUGAAGAGGGGGUAAUUAAAAACGGGGGUGAAUCGGAUGAUGAUGAUGAUGGUGGUGGUGAUGAGUUUUACGAUGCUUCGCAUGUGAAGGAGGGGGAAGAUUCCAACGGGUCGGUUAAUCUUGAUGAUAGUGGCAAUGAAGAUGAUGAUAACGAUGAAAAUGGUGUUCUUGAAGCAAUGGUGGCUGGCCACAAGAACAGAAAGCCACGAGCUUCAACCCACAAAUCCAAGGCUGCAAUAGCUCAAUCUCAAAUUGAAACUGAGGAGGAUGAAUUUGGCCCUAUGGAAUACAGCAACCGGAAGAGCACAAGAAAGAAACGUAGAGCUAAGAAAGAGAAGGGUAGGGAAAAUUGGGAAGAAUCUCAGGGGAAUGCUGGCAGUUGCAAUGAUGAGAAUAUAAACGGUAAUGGAAAUGAUAAUUCUCGUGCAGAGGAGUCUUGUUCCCAACAUUUUGUGGAAAAUGGGGAUAACAUUAUAGGAAAUGAGCAGCAGGUUAGUAGAGGUAAUAAGAUUUCAAACCAACCUGCUGAUACAAAGGGAGCUGGCAAGGACACAAAAAUCAAAGCCAAAAUUUCAUCCAAAGGAAGAAAAGCCAAGGUGACAUCGAAAAACGUUGGUAAUACUUGUGAUGCGUGUGGAGAGGAGUUUGACUCAAGAAAUAAAUUACAUAAACAUCUUGGCGAUUCUGGGCAUGCGACCAUAAUAAGAGGUCGAUAAAGGAAACUGCAGUUGAAGUUAUUCAAUUCAAGCGCUUUCCCGAGUAUUAUUCCAGUUCGAGAUAUUGACCAGCAAAAAAUACUGGUCCAUUCUUUAAUUCUUAAUAUAAGAAUUUUUGUGUAAUCCUUCGGCAGAAUGCAUUCUGUUAUUUGUUUAGUUGAGAGAGACAUGGAUAUAGAGGUCUUUGCACUAAUUUGCUGGAUCCCUUACUACGUUAAUUUUUAUAGUUUCAUGUCUAGAGCUGAGAAGUGUUUAAACGAAUUAGAGUGUAAGAAAUUCUUGAAUGAUUAUAGAUGAUCUUUUUAAUCUUUUAAAAUA
Molecule: messenger RNA, 2240 nt
Organism: Vigna unguiculata (cowpea)
Lineage: Eukaryota; Viridiplantae; Streptophyta; Magnoliopsida; Fabales; Fabaceae
Product: DNAJ heat shock N-terminal domain-containing protein
Molecular function (GO): nucleic acid binding; zinc ion binding
Source: RefSeq, a predicted model, not a curated record